This is a messenger RNA of Eremothecium sinecaudum, 507 nucleotides long. RefSeq names its product Brr6p (gene BRR6). Gene Ontology annotation, cellular component: nuclear membrane; nuclear envelope. The transcript has a single exon. NCBI's taxonomy places the organism in Eukaryota, Fungi, Ascomycota, Saccharomycetes, Saccharomycetales, Saccharomycetaceae. Gene Ontology annotation, biological process: nuclear envelope organization; lipid homeostasis. The record is from RefSeq and is a predicted model, not a curated record. Bases 1 to 507 code for a protein of 168 amino acids.
AUGGUUGAAUCAGAUGUGAAGGUUAGCGAAGGUAAGAGUAAACAGCCUGUUAGACCGUCGAAGGACGGCGAUUUAUCGCGGAUUGCCGAUUAUGUGCGGUUUGGGUUCAAUUGCACCAUUGCGGUUGGAUCAUUGUAUCUUCUUGUGCGCUUUAUACUAUUAGUAAGGUCUGACGUCGAGUGGAGACGGUACCAGAGGCUGAUUGAGACCAGAGCGAUUACUGAAAAGUGCGCAAUCGACUAUGAACUUAAUAGAUGCCAUCCGUUGACACGACUUCCUGCACUACGGGAACAAUGCGAGCAGUGGCUAAGAUGUAUGCAUAUGGAGGUGAAUUCAGAGCUUGAAGAGUCUGGAACUCUCUGGGCGUCUACUUUGGCUAAGAUAUUGAAUGAAUUUACUGAACAGAUAAGUUUCAGGACAGUUGGCAUUAUAUUAACGGUUACAUUAUCUGUAAUAUUGGCUACAAACUUUGCGUUUGGAACAUACAGAGUGUAUCAUGUGCAGUGA